Messenger RNA from Ilyonectria robusta, 2172 nucleotides. RefSeq lists its product as uncharacterized. The transcript is spliced from 5 exons. The record is from RefSeq and is a predicted model, not a curated record. Bases 43 to 1953 code for a protein of 636 amino acids. Lineage: Eukaryota; Fungi; Ascomycota; Sordariomycetes; Hypocreales; Nectriaceae.
GACAAAGUGAUGAUAGGGUUACUGUUUCAAUAAAUUUAGGGAAUGACAGGCUUCGAAAGAAACUUCCCUUCAACCCUACGGGAGCGAAUGAAUGACGACCGCGAGAUAUUCAUUUUCCAGUCGUGGCUUCGAAAUUAUUCAGAGCAAAUCAUGAAUAUCCCCUCCACGUCCCAACUUUUAUAUGAUAAAGACACAUCGCGCUUCGUCCACAAACUUGAAAACUCUGGACUGAGACAUGCUAUUCAGCGGUACCGGGCUGCUCAGGCCACCGAGUUUGAUCGCAACAUUUGGUCAAACUACGACCCCGAAUCGUGUUCUUGGAUUCAAGUCUUCGAUGAGCUCGAGAAAGCCAAGAAGGAAUACGAGUCUCGCGCGAAUAACAAUGUUUUUCGAAAGGCCAUUCGGAAGGGCCACGGCAUUGCCAGAAACGUUAAACCUUUUCUGGAAGGCAUCCCUCAGGACGAUGGAUUGGGAUUGCUGAAAGGAGCAUUGCUAAUCAUCUUCAAGGCGGUGCAGGACAGAUCAGUUGCUCGCGAAAAGAUUUAUGACAGCUUUUCCAGCAUGCCUAAAGCAAUAAUCGACGCCGAGAGAUUACGCCAACAUUACCCCGACGACGAAUCAUUAUUCUUUGCAUUUCAGAACCUGAAUGACGAGCUUAUCAAGGCUAUACCAUCUCUCAUUGACGUCCUUCUGAGAAGAACCGAAAAAUCCAAAGUCAGAGCACUGACGAAGUCUGUCUUUUAUGAUCCGGUAGCCGAAGUAGAAGACAUUUUGAAGCUAGUGAACGUCGCGAAAGAAAAUCUCGAUCGUUGCCGAGAUAACUUGAAUACAGGGGAGAUCGCAAUAAUAAGGCCAGGGUUACAGCUUAUGCACGAAAACGUCAUUCACAGCAGAGAUCAAAUGAGCCAAGGAUUCAGUCACGUUGGCCAACAGCUUACACAGCUCACGCAAGCCACAGAAGAAGCAAACAACAUUAACACCUUGAAGCUUGGAGAACUCCAAGCACGGAGAGAUUCAGUACCCGAAGAUAUGUCUUUAUUAACCAGAGAAUUGAUAUCGACGAGGGAACUCGUCACUUCAUUGUAUACUCUGGUCCAGGAAAGAAUGAGGAUUACACCGCCAUAUCCAGCACCGGAUGAUUCACCAUCAACCGCAGAUUUUAUGGUGCAGGAUAUUAUGGAGACCAUAUGCAGCAAGAACGAGAGAACGGCACACGUUCGGGAUCUGGGCUUUGUCCUCCGCAAAUAUCACGAGUUCAGUCCCAAGGCACUUGGGCGAGCAAAAUACCUAAUGGAGACGUCCGAGUUCCAUGGUUGGUUCCUGAGUACUGGCUCUGAGAUGUUGCUUGUAGAUGGACACUGCGAUGAUCAGAGUAUUGGCCGUCUUGCACCAACUUCCCUUACUUGCGCUGGGCUUGUUGAAACCUAUGUCCAUGAGGACUACAAUUCGACGGCUUUGACAUUAGCGCAAACACCGAGGAUCAUCCUAUACUUCUUUGCGGGGGAGCACAUCAACUCUAACAACGGCCUCCACGGGCCUCACGGGUUGAUUCGGAGUCUUGUAUACCAGCUUCUUUUACAAUGGCCCGAAGACGGACUUCCAGACCCGAGACUUUUCAGAAGUCAACUGAAUGCAGCGAGAUCCGCCGGAGAACUCAGCACGACAUCUUUAUGCUUCAUUUUCGAACAGCUUGUGUGCCAACUGAGCUCCGACUUUCCAGUGUGCUGCAUUAUCGACGGGGUGUCGUAUUUUGAGACGAGUUUGUAUGGAUGGAGAGAUGACUUGACAAACAUAGUCAACUGUUUCUUAUCAUGCAAGGAAGCAAAGUCUGCGUAUGAAGGACAGGGAACUAUUAAGUUUUUGCUAGUCAGUCCGGAUAAGAGCACGAGUGUUUGGCGCCUUAUCAAUCAGGUGGAUCAUGUUGAUUUGAGAGCUGGCAAUAUGCAUUCCUGAUCCGUGUACUAGAGCAGCAUGUGUACUGAGAUGCUGAGGGCAGAAGACUUGUGCUGGGAAUGAAAAAGCCAAGAUGAGAGAUUCUCCCAUGUGCGCAAUCCAAUCCCAAGGGCUGGUCGGCCAUCCUUCUAGCUGUCUCACUCUCACAGAAUCCCUACAACUAAGAUAGGGGGGGGAUUGCUUCGAUUUAUGAACAGCGCUAUGCAACAGACAACGACG